Molecule: messenger RNA, 773 nt
Organism: Arachis ipaensis
Lineage: Eukaryota; Viridiplantae; Streptophyta; Magnoliopsida; Fabales; Fabaceae
Product: BI1-like protein
Cellular component (GO): membrane
Source: RefSeq, a predicted model, not a curated record
AUGCCAAACUUGAUGCAAACAAAUUUGAAUGUGUUGUUUGCAGUUUUGAUCCCAUUACUCAAGUAUCAGCAGAAGCAUUCUCACAACUACAUCUUAUUGGGGCUUUUCAUCGUCUCGAUUAGCUUGACCGUUGGCAUUUCCUGUGCCAACACAGAAGGAAAAAUUGUGCUUGAGGCUUUGAUUUUGACCUCUGCUGUGGUUUCCUCACUCACUGGCUAUACCUUUUGGGCUUCCAAGAAGGGAAAGGAUUUUAGCUUCCUUGGCCCAUUUUUAUUCACUAGUCUCUUUACCCUGUUUCUCGUUGGCAUGAUGCAGAUGUUCUUCCCAUUUGGACCAGCAACUCAUGCUAUUUAUGGUGGAAUUGGUGCUAUGAUUUUCUCUGGUUACAUUAUAUACGACACUGACAACCUGAUCAAACGCUUCACUUAUGAUGAGUACAUUGGGGCUUCAGUCACUCUCUAUCUCGACAUUCUGAACUUGUUCCUUGCCAUCUUGAAUAUGCUGAGGGAGGCAAACAAUUAGCCACUCAUCCUGCGUGAACUGAGUUUUUUUCAAUUAAAAUCUCUGAAAUAACUGUUACCUCUUUACAAUAUACCCUAGGAAGUAUUCUGAUUAUAACACUAUGCUCCUCUUCUCUAGUAUUCUCUUACAGUUGAGUGUCUUGGGGGACAUGAAAAAUUUGUUGGUUCACAAUUGUAUCUUAUGAUGUAUUAUAUAUAUAAAAGAAUAUUGUGCAAAAUGUUGUUCAUUCCUUUUAGUUAUUUAUUCUGAGG